CUCUCUUUCCAGUACACUCUCCUAUUCUCUCUACCUUCUUCUUCUCUCACCCUUCCUUCUCCAUUAAUACACUCUUUAUCCCAUCUGCUUCUGCUUUCUCAUUGAUUGCAGAAGCAGAAAAUCAUCAUUCCUUCCCCACCUAAAAUAGCAACCCAAAAAAAAAAGAAAUAAAUAAAAUCCUGUCCUCAUUUUAUUAUAAGUUCAGUUUAAUAGAAAGACAUCAUUUCUUGUACCACUUAAAAUAGCGAAAAAAGAAAAAAAGAAAAACUGUCCUCAUUUGAUCAUAAGUUGAAUUCAAUCUAUUUUCUUCUGUGUGUCUCUGACAUUCCACUAUUGUUUUGCUUCAUCUAAAAGCAAAAAAAAAAAUCCAAAAUAAAAGAAAUAUUCUCCUCUUCACUUUUUGCCUUUACUUAAAGAAAUCCUAGUAUGUGUUUGCACCAUUGGGCCAGCUAAACUUGCUCUCUGAUCUAGUGUGCGUCUGCUUCUGUUCAGGCUCACUUAGCAGAAAGCUAAAAAUAACUCCCCUGUUUUUUUACUCUGUUUUGCUUUGUUGCUUUGAUUUAGUGUGCGCCCACUUCUGUUUCGGGCUCGUUCACUCAGCUGAAAGCUUAAAUAAACUCUCCUGUUUUUACUCUGUUUUGUGUAGCUGUGGCAUUCGGCCAGCUAAACUUGCUUUGAUCUUAGCGUGUGUCUGCUUCUGUUCAGGCUCACUCAGCAGAAAGUUCAAAUAAACUCCCCUGUUUUUAUUCAGUUCAAAUAAACUUCCCUGUUGUUACUCUGUUUACUCUGUUUUGUGUGUAUCUGUACCAUUUUGCCAGCUAAUCUUGCUUUGAUCUAGUGUGCGUCUACUUCAGUUCGGGCUCACUCAUUAGAAAGUUCAAAUAAACUCCCCUGUUUUUACUCUGUUUGUGUGUGUUUACCUAUUCGGGCCAGCUAAACUUGCUCUGAUCUAGCGUGAGUCUGCUUCUGUUCGGGCUCACUCAUCAGAACGUUCAAAUAAAUUCCCCUGUUUUUACUCUGUUUUGUGUGUAUCUGAGCUAUUCGGCCAGCUAAACUUGCUCUGAUCUAGUGUGCGUUCGCUCCUGUUCCCUGUUUUUGCUCUGUUUUUUGUGUAGGUUAAAAAAACUCUAUUUUCACUCAUAAACUCCCCUGUUUUGGAAAAUGGAUCGUUUUUCGUCGACGACUCUAUUUCCUGAUACACUUUCUGGUACAAGAGAUGAUUUAACAGAGCAAUUGACGAUACUUUGGGAACAGAUUAAAGCUCCAUUGAUAGUUCCUCUACUCAGAAUUGCGGUGUUUUUGUGUCUGACAAUGUCGAUUUUGCUAUUCGUUGAGAGAGUUUAUAUGGGGGUUGUGAUUACACUUGUGAAAUUGUUUGGUAGAAAACCAGAAAAAAGAUAUAAAUGGGAAUCUUUAAAAGAUGAUGUUGAGCAUGGAAAUUCAUCUUAUCCUAUGGUUCUUGUUCAAAUUCCAAUGUAUAAUGAAAGAGAGGUUUAUCAGCUUUCAAUUGGUGCUGCAUGUGGCCUUUCAUGGCCUGCUGAUCGUAUUAUAAUCCAAGUUCUUGAUGAUUCAACUGAUCCCAUUAUCAAGAACUUGGUGUCGAUGGAGUGUCAGAGAUGGGGAAGCAAAGGAAUAAAUAUAAAAUAUGAAAUAAGAGACAACAGAAAUGGUUACAAAGCAGGAGCAUUAAAGGAAGGAUUGAAACAUCCAUAUGUGAAACUAUGUGAUUAUGUUGCUAUAUUUGAUGCUGAUUUUCAACCUGAGCCUGAUUUUCUAUGGCGUACUAUUCCAUUUCUAGUUCAUAAUCCUCAACUUGGACUUGUUCAAGCUCGUUGGAAAUAUGUGAAUGCUGAUGAAUGUUUGAUGACAAGAAUGCAAGAGAUGUCACUGGAUUACCACUUCAGUGUGGAGCAAGAAGUGGGCUCUUCCACCUAUGCUUUUUUUGGUUUUAAUGGGACAGCAGGUGUUUGGAGAUUGAAAGCAAUAGACGAGGCUGGAGGUUGGAAGGAUAGGACAACAGUUGAGGAUAUGGACCUGGCUGUCCGCGCUAGUCUCAAGGGCUGGAAAUUCUUGUACCUGUCUGCUCUCAAGGUGAAAAAUGAAUUACCAAGUACAUUCAAGGCGUAUCGCUAUCAACAACAUCGUUGGUCCUGUGGCCCAGCCAAUCUUUUCAAGAAAAUGCUUAUGGAGAUCAUAAGAAACAAGAAAGUAACCUUGUGGAAGAAGAUUCAUGUGAUUUACAGCUUCUUCUUCGUAAGGAAGGUUGUUGCCCACAUUGUUACGUUUGUGUUCUACUGUAUUGUACUACCUGCAACUGUAUUAGUACCGGAAGUUGAGGUUCCAAAAUGGGGAGCUGUUUACAUUCCUUCCGUUAUUACAAUACUCAAUGGAGUUGGAACUCCAAGGUCAUUACAUCUGAUAAUAUUUUGGAUCCUUUUCGAGAAUGUCAUGUCACUUCACCGGACAAAGGCUACAUUCAUCGGCUUGUUAGAGGCAGGAAGAGUCAAUGAAUGGAUCGUCACAGAGAAACUAGGGGAUGCUCACAAGAUGAAAUCAGCCAUCAAAGCGUAUAAGAAACCUCGAUUUAGGUUUGGUGACAGGCUUCAUUUGUUAGAGCUAGCAACGGGCGCGUACCUCUUCUUUUGUGGAUGUUAUGACCUCGCCUUUGGGAAAAAUCUCUUUUUCCUCUACCUCUUCAUUCAAGCAUUUGCUUUCUUCAUCAUGGGAUUCAGUUAUGUUGGCACUUUUGUUCCAAGCUCUUAAGAUACUGCUCGUGGGAAGCAACGUCUAAGCAGCAAUAUUUUCAGCAUCCUUUAUUCACUUUCUUCACAUGUAAAGAGAAAGUUGUUCAUUAAUUCUUUUGGGUUCUAGCAUAAAGUAUUCGAGUUGAUGGCUCGAAUCUGUUUUGUUCUCUUUGUGUAUAUUCCAACAAUGGUUGAAGUCUAAACAGUAAAAAAAAAAGAAGAAAAUUUUAUUGUGAAUGUGUAUAACAAAGAUGGGCAAGAAAGUGAAGGAUAAUAUCUUUGUGCUAUUGAAUGAAGUUGCCAGAGUAUUUCUUUUUCUCUCUUA
This is a messenger RNA of Capsicum annuum, 3069 nucleotides long. RefSeq names its product glucomannan 4-beta-mannosyltransferase 9. Gene Ontology annotation, molecular function: mannan synthase activity. Gene Ontology annotation, cellular component: Golgi apparatus. The transcript is spliced from 10 exons. The record is from RefSeq and is a predicted model, not a curated record. Lineage: Eukaryota; Viridiplantae; Streptophyta; Magnoliopsida; Solanales; Solanaceae. The coding region runs from base 1162 to 2763 and encodes 533 amino acids.